Tachysurus vachellii is the source of this 1632-nucleotide messenger RNA. It is a transcript of the gene b3galt1b, whose product is annotated as UDP-Gal:betaGlcNAc beta 1,3-galactosyltransferase, polypeptide 1b. Lineage: Eukaryota; Metazoa; Chordata; Actinopteri; Siluriformes; Bagridae. Gene Ontology annotation, molecular function: N-acetyl-beta-D-glucosaminide beta-(1,3)-galactosyltransferase activity. Gene Ontology annotation, cellular component: membrane. The transcript has a single exon. The record is from RefSeq and is a predicted model, not a curated record. The coding region runs from base 229 to 1221 and encodes 330 amino acids.
AUGUGGAGGAUUCUUGGAAGGAAAAUUCAGAGCCUUUUGACAACUUUGUGCAACCGCUACAUGAAGAGAGAGAAUAGAUUAAUUUUACUCCAAAGCCAUUAGUAACUGACAAUUCAUAUCAAGCGGCACACAGAUGCAGCCUUGUGCUGUUUUGCCUGAAGCUCCAUUACUAAUGGCUAGGAUGCUACUUGAUGUUCAGCAACCUAAACACACAUAAAACGCUCCAUAAUGCCUUCAAAAGUCUCAUGUCUCUAUGUGCUGACGGUUGUUUGUUGGGCAAGUGCCCUGUGGUAUCUCAGCAUAUCCAGACCUACAACAUCAUUAGUUGGGCAGCUGACUGCGCCCGCUCGCAAAACCCUUAAGCCACAAAGAACCGCCAACACCACCUUUAACAACAUACGAACCCGCCCGCUAAACCCCCACGCCUUCGAUUUCAUCAUUAACGAGCCUAAGAAAUGUGAGACCAACGUGCCGUUCCUGGUGAUCCUCAUUAGCACAACACACAAAGAGUUUGAUGCCCGGCAAGCGAUUCGGGAAACGUGGGGCGAUGAGAGCACAUUCAGUGAUCUUCGCAUCAUAACACUCUUCCUCCUUGGCCGCAGCACAGAUGGCAUGCUGAAUCAGAUGGUGGAGCAAGAGAGUCAGAUUUUCCAUGACAUCGUAGUGGAGGACUUUGUGGAUUCCUACCAUAACUUGACUCUAAAGACGCUGAUGGGAAUGCGCUGGGUGGCCACCUUCUGCAACCAGGCCAAGUACGUGAUGAAGACGGAUAGUGACAUUUUCGUCAACAUGGACAACCUGGUGUACAAAUUGCUAAAACCAGACACCAAGCCCAGACGGAGGUAUUUCACCGGCUACGUCAUAAAUGGCUCACCUAUUAGGGAUAUGCGCAGUAAGUGGUACAUGCCCAGAGACCUGUACCCAGAAAGCAAGUACCCACCGUUCUGCUCUGGCACAGGCUAUGUCUUCUCAGCAGACGUGGCUGAACUGAUCUAUAAGACUUCUCUGCACACCCGUCUGCUUCAUUUGGAGGACGUUUACGUAGGCGUUUGCUUACGGAAGCUUGGCAUUCACCCGUAUCAGAACAGUGGCUUCAAUCACUGGAAAAUGGCUUACAGCCUCUGCAGGUACCGUCGAGUCAUCACGGUGCACCAAAUCUCUCCUGAAGAGAUACACCGCAUAUGGAACGACAUGUCCAGCAAGAAACACCUCAAAUGUUAGGAACUCCUGAGGGAUUCUCUAUCUGAAUACUAUAUCUGCUUCGGGUUUUUUAUACAUAAAAAGAAUCUAUACAAAAUUCUCCUUAACCCCAAAACCCCAUGAACAACCUGUGACGCCUUGAGCCGCUUGUAAGUAAAGUAGGUGAAGUUCAGGUCAAGAUCAUCUAAGAGUGAAGAAGAUGCUACUGUUGAUGUGCAGCUGUGAAGUACAAUGAUAAAUAUUUUGACAGCGUGUGUUCUUGCUGUGCCAGUCUAAAUGCAUUAGCAAAGGGUGCGGUGUGCUUUAUUUGAGUACCUUAAACGCUAAUUCAUGCAUAAACAAUCUUCUGCACUGUAGUAAUUCAGCUCAUCAGCUCAACAAAGGUGCACUCUGAGUUAGAUAAAACCAAACAUGAAUGUCCUUGAUGUUAGU